Messenger RNA from Penicillium vulpinum, 570 nucleotides. RefSeq names its product Mg2+ transporter protein CorA-like/Zinc transport protein ZntB. The record is from RefSeq and is a predicted model, not a curated record. Bases 1 to 570 code for a protein of 189 amino acids. The transcript is spliced from 5 exons. Lineage: Eukaryota; Fungi; Ascomycota; Eurotiomycetes; Eurotiales; Aspergillaceae.
AUGCGCGGCCAAACGCGGCUCCUUGAAGCGGAUGGAUUUUCCCAUCGAUACCAGUGCGAAGAAGACUUGUGGAGUUUCCAGAAGCCAGUGCGAGAUAGAGAGAAGGGACGAGGUCAGGAACUAUUCAAAGAAACCAGCUCUCAUGACAACGAUGAAACAUUUGACUCUCUUGUCGAACGAUACACUCGGCUUCACGAAUUGUCACGACAUGUGAUUCAUAUCUCCGAGGCAAUGGAUGCGGCCUCCAACAACCUUUGCGCCAUUGUGCGAGAUCACGAUCUCUGGAUCCACUCAACUGCUCGUUCUUCUACAGCAACAAAGAGACUCUCAAAAGCCCUACUGCUUCGUGAAAACAUGAUUUCCAAUUUGAAUUUCCGGGCCAAGUCAUUUGCAAGUUGGAUGGACAAUGAGAUCAAAUGUGCCUCCAACUUUGUGGCCGUUGCCGAUAAUAACAUCUCUAAAGGCAUUCUCAAGCAAAUUCGCAACGAAGGCAAAGUAUUGUCCGACACCGUGUCUGCCCUCACAUUGCUCUUUUUACCAGACACUUUUAUCUCGGAUUUUUCGGUAUGA